GUUGAACGUUGUGCUACGAGCCCAUUCGUUCACCUGGCUGGCCACUCAGUCAGUCAAUCACUGUCUGAUUCUUUCUGUCUGUCUCUCUGCCUGCCUGAAUUUUUGUGGUCCAAAUGCCCCUCCCAGAUUCAGCAACACAUACAAAUCUCGGCGUUGCUCCAACAGCAUGUUAUAGGGCUGCCAAAGAGACCGGCCCUGCUCUUCAUACACCCCAUGAUAACACAAAUGACUCCCUUUCAAUACACCCGUCCUAAUAUGCCUGCCCGUCUGGAAUUAACACUGCCCAAAUCAAGCCGCAAAACCGGCCAUCAAAGAACCAACUACAUACCGGGGAGCAGUCAUUAGCCUUGCGCCGCCGCACCGGGCUUCUCAUAGAGGCCAGAAGACGGCCACAGCCAAAACUCUUCAUACGACAAAGACCACCCUCCAAGGGCCGAAGUGCACCUCCAGAACAUAUGUACAACGCGGACUAUAUCUACUGCUGCCGUUCCCUCCCAAGCACCGGCAAAAGUUCUGUGCACGACACCAUCAGCUCACUGAUCAACCAUAGCCGCUUUAUACAAGAGAGCAAGGUCCUUUUACAAGAGCAACAACAAAGCUUCUUCUGCGAAUCUACUCAGCAGUCCUUGCCGACAGCCAUAGACUCAUCACCGGGCACGUCACACCACCCAUACUGCGUCAUGCCUUCGCACUACAGCAGGUCACAGUGCCGCUGCGUCGUCUGGACCCUCUACUACACACGCUGCGGUCACUAUGUCGACGCCAGUAGUAGUCGUGACUGUACCGCGAGCACUCAUAGCCCUACCGAAAUGGGCUGCGAGGAGCGCGAUGGGUACUGCAUGCAGCCCGACUGCCCUGCAUCAUAUUCAAGCAGAUCAAGUAGAAGGAGCAGGCGCUAAGUCUAUCUAGCCUUGCCAAUAACACGGCCUCAACAUGAUUCCUCUCACGACACUGCCAACUACACCAAAAAAGAAACACGCGAGCAAUCAUGUUCAUUGGACUUAUCGACUCUCUCAACAUCCACUCAACCAACGGCCUCCAAUGUGCGCAAUUUAGACUAUUUUUUUUCCGCAAGGCGUCGCAAGACAUCCCAUCCACUACGUCACCAGGCCGUUCUUCGCUCUCCUGGUACUUUCUGAUAUUCCCCCAGCUCCGACUAUGAACGUUUUUAUGUUCAGCCAUCACACUCCCUUUUCAUGAUUUCUAGAAGUUAUAUAUCUGCUCUGAAUACUUUCUCAUUUUGGUGCUUUCUCUUUUUUUUUUCUGUCUGUACUUGAGCGCAAGCUACUCGGGAAUUUUUGUUUUUCGUUGUCUAUACUAGCAUAGGCCUUUUUUCCUGCAGCAAUUUCUUUCUUUGUAAAUAUUACUAGACAGCAAGUCGACAGCGAAUGUUAUUUCAGAGUUACACAA
Messenger RNA from Pyricularia oryzae 70-15, 1410 nucleotides. RefSeq lists its product as uncharacterized. The record is from RefSeq and is a predicted model, not a curated record. Lineage: Eukaryota; Fungi; Ascomycota; Sordariomycetes; Magnaporthales; Pyriculariaceae. The coding region runs from base 456 to 899 and encodes 147 amino acids. The transcript has 2 exons.